Aspergillus ibericus CBS 121593 is the source of this 2009-nucleotide messenger RNA. RefSeq names its product Zn(II)2Cys6 transcription factor. Gene Ontology annotation, biological process: positive regulation of transcription by RNA polymerase II. Gene Ontology annotation, cellular component: nucleus. Gene Ontology annotation, molecular function: transcription cis-regulatory region binding; zinc ion binding; DNA-binding transcription factor activity, RNA polymerase II-specific. The transcript is spliced from 3 exons. The record is from RefSeq and is a predicted model, not a curated record. Bases 241 to 1770 code for a protein of 509 amino acids. NCBI's taxonomy places the organism in Eukaryota, Fungi, Ascomycota, Eurotiomycetes, Eurotiales, Aspergillaceae.
CACUGACCGUUCGACCUCAACGGGCUUGUGGCGCAUCUGCGACACACCUGCUCUUUCCUGCACCGAACGUUGAGCUCCAUCGGCCCGAUACCGCUAUACGCUUGUGCUUAUCUUUGCAGCCGCGGAGAGACGAUCAGACGAACGCCCCUGAACCGGGGGAGCGAAAAACUGCGGAGAAAAGAAAAGAACCGAGACGAAAAAGCAGCCACCGCAUUCCGAUCCCUCAUCACCACCAACUCCAUGUCUCGGUCCUUCACCGGGUGCAAGCGAUGUAAAGCCCGGCGGCAGAAAUGCGACGAGCAGCGGCCUAGUUGUGGCCGAUGCAUGACGGCGGGCACGCAAUGUCGCUAUGCCAUGCAGCUACAGUGGGGAGGCCGGGCCUUUUCGCGCUCAAGGUUCGGGGCCUGCGUGGGAACUGGAGGCAUGCAAAAACUGGAAUACUCUCCCGGAGAAUUCAUCUACACCACCAAAUCUUCUGCUGCGGUGCUCCCGGGCACAACGACUCCGACCGAGUCCACCACCUUGGUCCGCCAUAUCGAUCCCUUUGCCUCCCUGAGUACCGACCAGAAGUCGCUUCUUCACCACUUCCUCAACGAUGCCUCUCAGAUCACAGCGUGCCACUCAGGCAUGCAGCGCGAUAUCUGCAAGAUGCUGGUCCCCAUGGCCCUCCAGACCCCAUCCCUCCUCUACGCCACCAUGGCCCUCUCCGCAAUCCACCUACAAGCGCUACACAACCAAUCCGAGAACGUCAAGUCCGCGCCCGAAAUCGCACGCUUCAUGGCUCUCAGCUUGGAACAUUUCAGGAAGGAACUACAGAAUCCCGCAAGCAAGGGUUCCGAUGCGCUGCUUGCGACCGCGCGAACCCUCUGUCUAGCUGAGAUUCAUUCCGGCGCUAUUCACCCCAAUUCCUGGCGCGCUCAUAUCGAGGGAGCCAGGGCCCUCAUGGAAGCCUCGGCUAAUAGCGGGGCACUGUCGCCCAAGUCGCCGGAGGGGUUCCGAAGGUACCUCGACCGGUGGUAUCGGUCAAUCGUGUCGCUCACAGCAUUGACGGGAAAUGGGCCGCCAAUUGGUGAGCCAACAGAUCAGAUGUGCGCGAGUGGGCCAGGCCAGUCGGCGUCGCCAGACUAUUUGGAUGAUUACUGGGGCUUCACGGUCAACCUGGCGACGAUUUUCCGGAAGAUUGGGGCUGUGGCGUGGCGAGAGCAUCAGAGUCGGAACCAGAGCCAGGAAGAAGAUGCAAGCGCUGUCCAUGGGAAUGAGAUUAGCAUGCACAACGAAGCGGCAGCGCUAGAGUCCUCCCUUCGCCAUCUCAUGGAACAAGAGGUUGCCUCGCACCCCGCAUUCUACCCAGGGGUAGUGGAGGGUCUUUCGGCGGAGUGCAUUCAACAACUGAUGCUCUGCAACGAGGCGUUCCAGCUCAGUGCACUGAUCCAGAUCCAUCGUCGACUGCGCAAGACGCACGUGUCUGCGCCGGUGGUUCAGGACUCGGUCAAGAGGAUCCUCGAAUGCACGGCCCAGAUCGGGCCAUCGCCAGGACUAAGCCCGUGGGUCAUGCUCACGACGCCGUUAUUUAUCGCCGGGUGCGAGGCACGGGGCGAGGACCGCGAACGGGUGCGACAAUUACUAUCCUCCCUACACGACACCAUCCGGGUACCGAAUGUGCUGCAGUCGUUGAAAUUCCUCGAACAAUAUUGGGGGAAUCAGCUGGAUGAGAACGAGGGAUGGAGUCAAUAUCUAGAUCGGAUGCGAUUCGAUUUUAUCCCGUAUUAGGGAUUCUUCUUAGACGAGGAUAUGUUUUAUGUGCGUUAUGAGCAGAGCGUUGGUCGGUGUGCAUUUAUACUUCUUCUUUUUCUUAUUCGUGUGAUUACACCGGCAGAGUAGGCGUUAUACUUAUCGGAGCAUGAAAUAUUUCCAUAUACACGGCGUUGGAGGUUAUCUAGCGAUAAAUCGAUCCUACUUUCCUAUCCUAUCUUAUAUAAAUACCUCGCAAUCUACAAAGUACAUACUGC